Molecule: messenger RNA, 495 nt
Organism: Lachancea fermentati
Lineage: Eukaryota; Fungi; Ascomycota; Saccharomycetes; Saccharomycetales; Saccharomycetaceae
Source: the annotation of a GenBank genome assembly
AUGUCUUCUAGAUCAGAAGCUCUAUCUUCUUACAAAGCCUUGAUAAAGGCUUUAGUGCGCUCCAGCAGACGUGCAAGAAUUGCCCAGGCUGCAGAAGACAACAAGAGACAAAUUACGCUUCUCACAUACAAGAAGAUCAAUGCAGUGAGGCAGCAAGCGCAGGAGAAAGACGCCAAAUCGAAGAUCAAAUUGAUUCCGCAAAUCGGGGCCUUGACGAAAAAAAUUGAGUCGCUCAAGAACCAGGAUCCCGCGAAGUUCAAAAAGUUUCUGUUUUAUGGAAACGUCUCGCAGUUGCGUGAAGCUCUGCUACGAGAUGCACAACCUGAAACACUUAUAAAACGCAUGGAACAUAUCCGAGAUCUUGCAGGGUUUGUGCAAAAUCAAUUGGAGUACGAGCAACUUGUGGAGCGUUACAAUCCAGGUUUAAAUAUGUCGCAGAACGAAAACGUGAAGCGGACUGCGGCGCGUGUGGGACUGCACGUACCGGAAAACUGA